Messenger RNA from Sphaeroforma arctica JP610, 865 nucleotides. RefSeq lists its product as hypothetical. The record is from RefSeq and is a predicted model, not a curated record. The coding region runs from base 97 to 750 and encodes 217 amino acids. Gene Ontology annotation, molecular function: nucleoside diphosphate kinase activity. Gene Ontology annotation, biological process: UTP biosynthetic process; GTP biosynthetic process; CTP biosynthetic process. NCBI's taxonomy places the organism in Eukaryota, Ichthyosporea, Ichthyophonida. The transcript has 4 exons.
AUUUUUUUUGUAAGAUUUACAAAACAACCCAUUUUGACAUAGUAGUAAAUAAACUGUUUUUAAUUGAUCGCUGUUCACAUAUCGUAUACAUACAUCAUGGUUGAUUAUUCGUCCGUGCGUAGCCUACUAUUAGGUCUUUUUGCAGGUUUCAUCACAUAUCAAGGGCUGAAUCUCUACCGGAAUCUCGGUGAUGUUUGGCUCAACUUCCAGAGCACCUGUGCAAUCAUCAAGCCAAAUGCAGUAGCGAAAGGAAAUGUGGGUGCUAUUCUUCAAAGGAUAGAUGAUGAGGGGUAUCAAAUCAUCCUCAAGAAGCAGGGUACUCUUUCUCAAGAAAUGGCCGCAAAAUUCUACGAAGAGCACGAAACGCAACCCUUUUUUCAAGAUCUUGUCGAUUUCAUGUCUAGCGGACCCAGUGUAGUCCUCGAAUUGCAAAAGAAAAAUUCCGUAUCGGAAUGGAGGAAGCUGAUCGGCCCUACAGAUCCGGCGGAAGCCAGAAAGGUGGAAAUCAACAGCCUAAGGGCUUUGUUUGGUGACGAUGUGACAAAGAAUGGCUUUCACGGCAGUGCGACAGCUGAAGAUGCGGCAAGGGAGCUUGGCUUGCUACUUGGUAGUGCAGGCCGUAAGCUGAAAAGUGUAGAUCGAAGAUACCACAACUUGGAAGUCCAACGAAAGUUGCAGGAGCAGGAUAAAGAGACAGUCGCGAAGUCUACUGCAGAGCCAGAGAUUCCCACAGCGAAGGGCGAAUUAUGAGUAGUCGGUAUAGGUGGUAAAUAAAUAAAUUACAAUCCAAUCUUUCACCACCUUGGGGAAGGAUCUGCAGUGAGCCUUGCAAGAGGUUUCAAGACCCCCACAAUGUUUUAUAGGU